CUUGCAACCUUCUCUUCCUUCCAUUUUCUCUCUCUAGAAUUUCUCUCUCCUCAUUUUUCAGUAUCUCCCUUCGAAAUUCACAUUCUUAGACCAAAAAAUGGAGAGAUUUUACAGAUACGGCCUAGAGAGAGAAACCCAAUGAAGCAAAGAAAGAGAUUUUAGAGAGAGGGGUCUAGUGAGAGAAAGGACUAGAGUUUCUCUCCUCAAACCAGGCCUGGCGUAAAACCUAAGAAAAGAAAGAAAAUUGAACUCCCAUACGUGGGGAAUGAAGUAGUAGAGAGAGAAAGGAGAGGAGAGAGGAGUCUACGGUUUACAUUUUAGAGAGAGAAAGAGGUCUGUCUUGAAAAGAGAGAGGUAGGGUGGUCCAAAGAAAGAGAAACAAAUCAGAUCUUGCUGGUUUAUCUAGAGAGAAUAAAAUACAGACGAGAAUGGCGCUUACAGAGAGAAAGUGGAGGUGUGUGUUUUUAGAGAGAGAAAGAUAAGCACGCAGAGGGGGUUGAGGUGGCAGGUGACGUUGGGUGGUGGCGACGCGUAGCAAGGCGCCGCACCAUGGACGAAUCAAGACAAGGGGCCUGAGCCCUAACCUCCUAAAGUAACCCUAUUAUUAUUUCUAGAGAGAGAAACUUAGAAGCACCGCUUCUUGGCUCCACCCACCGCCUUACGCAUGGCCACUUUCUCUCUCUACAAGCUUUUAGUGGGUUUUCUUUGGCUCACCGGCAUCGGGGCGCGAUCUGUGCCAUUUUGCAUCCAGUGAGAAAAGCCACGAAGUAAACCAAGGGUUAGAGAGAGAAAGAGAGAGCUGAGGCAAUGGCGGCUAUAGCCUGAAUCCGGCCAAAUAUUUUGCCCAUUUCCGGCGAGCUUAUCACCGCCUGACAAGUAGUAUAACAUGGUGGCUUCUUUCUAGGUUUUGGGGAGUUUGGGCUUUUGCUUUCUCUCAUUCUCUCUCUAACGGGUUGCACCAUUUCUCCGGUUUUCGUUGUUUUACUACCUCUUUCUCUCUCUACCUUGGCUUUUUCUGAUGGUUGGGUACAUCAUUUCGACUGUUUUUGUUGGUUUUUGAUAGCUCACGAGCUCUAUCUCGGAUUUUUUGUUUCCCAUCUUUCAUCUUGUCCUAUUUGGCUUUUUCAGUCUCUCUCUUUCUGGUUUUUGAUUCUUCAGGUGAUCUUACCGUGUAUCUUCUUCUUGAUUUUGAUUGUGUAGGUUAGCGAUCUCUCUCUGUUGGAUCACAGCAGCUAUCUCUCACUAAAAUUCUUAGGUUUUGGAUCACAGGCCCUCUCUCUCUCUAAAAUUUUCAAGGUUUGUGAAUUACGGGGCACAGUCCUUGCUUCUUUGGUGGCGAUGAACCAUGUUUUCUCUCUUAUUUUAGGGGUUUCAUGGUUCUCGCUUGUGGGUGAGAUUUGGCCCGAAAUACCAUUCUCUCCAGUUGGGAGGUUUUCCCUGAGUGACCUUUCUCUCUCUAAGAUUUCUUAGGGUUUCAUGUUCGGAUAAACUCUAACCCUAACGGCCUUUCUCUCUCUAAAAUUGCUGAAUCUGGGAUUUCUUUUCAUGAUUUUUUAGCCACCUUCAUGAUUUAUUCGGCACUGUUUGACGGCAGUCCGGGCCCAAGGAUCUUUUCUUUGGGCCGUCUUUUUCCUUGUAUGGAUAAACUGAUUUUUUAUAGAAAACCACGGUGGGGACUCUGUUUUUGUUAGUACGAUAAUGUUUAUUACAGUAGGUACUUUCUCUCUCUAGAUUUUUCUCCAGACUUUUCCGUGGAUCUUCUUAGAGAUAUAUACCUUAAGGGUUUCCCUAAGAUUACAAUGUAAAAAAUAUAAAUUAACAAUCUUGUAUCAACUUUGAUCGCCUACUAAGCUUUGAGAGAGAGCACUAAGUUCAGUGACAGAAAGCUUCAGAGUUUAGUGACAGAAAGCUCCACAAUGAGCAACGGUCAUCUUCAAGAGGAAGAAGGCGAAGAGAGAAGCUCGCCUGCCCCGGAAGAGGAGACACCACCACCACAAAUUAAAACGGACGAUAUGAUCGAAAAAGAGGACUUACAGGUCGAUAUUGUGGCGGAGAGUUACGGAGAAUUUCUCCCUCUAGAAGUGGAUGAUCCUACCCCAGCCAUCUUCUAUGGUGUCUUUCCCUCUCUAGAUGAGUUCCCCUGCUUCUCCGCCUCCUCUUCUCACUCUUCGAAUUCAUCAUGCUCCUCCUCGUCUUCGAGUUCAGCCACCCCAUGGUUGCAACAAAACGAGGAGAAACCAGCCACUGCAAAAGCUAGCGGUGAAAGUAGCAGUGCUUUCCUAGAUCCAGUGCCUGAAGACAAAAUGGAAAUUCUCGCAGAAUUAGAAGACAUGGAGCUCUUGGAUACACCGGACCUAUGGGAUCCACCCUCUUCUCCCUUCUUCUCUGAACCGACCACCUAUAAUGGUGGUUCCGGUGAUUUCAGUGGUGGUUCUCAAGUUUCACCCACAAAUGAUGAAGACUCACCUUCGGAUGAGCUUGCUAAGGUGUUCUUUGAAUGGCUUAAAUCGAACAAAGAAUCAAUUUCGCCAGAAGAGUUGAGGAGCAUAAAGCUUCGUCGCUCCACCAUAGAGAGUGCGGCUCGGCGACUAGGUGGUGGUCGGGAGGGCAUGAUGCAGCUCCUCAAGCUUAUAUUAGCAUGGGUACAAAACCACCACUUGCAAAGGAGGAGAAACGCUGAGUCUCUCUCUCUCCAAAACCAGCCCCACCCACUUUCCCUCUCUAACCCGCCCCGCUGCAACCCUUCUCUCUCUAACCCACACCUCUCCAACCCUUCGCUCCCUAACCCAUCUCCCUCCACCCCUCCUCUCUCUAACGCAUGGGUGGCUUCAGCUCCAAACUAUGUAGACCCAUGCAUGAAUGCAUAUCCUCUCCCAUCCCAACUCGGCUGCCCUGACCUAGGUUUCAGCCAUGGUGGUCCUGAUAAUAUGUUGUUGGGCGAUGGGGUGUAUGGUGGGAACAGAUUUUCUGGUUGUCAGGUGAAUUUUCAGGGGGAGCGCGGACAUUUUCCGGUUGAUCCUGGCCAUUUCCCUGUGGAUCACAGUAACUUCCCAGCGAUGUGGGCGGCCCACCACUCGAUCCUCGGCCUGAACCCAGGUGGCUCGUUUCUAGGGUUUUCGAACCCGGCCAUGGUGCAUGGUGAUUGCACCAUGGCUUCGGCUACGAAGGAGGCGAGGAAGAAGAGGAUGGCCAGACAAAGGAGGUUUCUCUCUCAUCAUCACCACAGUCAUGGUCACCAUGGUAGGCACAAUGGGGAGCAUGGGAGAGGGAUGCAGGUUAAUGAGGAGGGUUUGGUGAGUAAUGGGGGCGAGAAGAGAGGAGUGUGGUCUUCGAGCUCUGUAAUGGAGGGCGGUGUAUCUGAUCAUGUUUUGGUGCAUGGUCAGGGUUUCAAUAGGCAUGUGGCUUCUGAGAGGCGCCAGGGGUGGAAGCCAGAGAAGAACCUGAAAUUCUUGCUUCAGAAGGUGCUAAAGCAAAGCGACGUGGGCAACCUUGGCAGAAUCGUCUUGCCAAAAAAGGAAGCUGAAACCCAUUUGCCUGAGCUCGAGGCAAGAGAUGGCAUCACCAUUGUCAUGGAAGAUAUAGGGACCUCUCGUGUUUGGAACAUGCGUUACAGAUUCUGGCCCAACAACAAGAGCAGGAUGUAUCUGCUUGAGAACACGGGGGACUUUGUUCGCUCUAAUGGCCUACAGGAAGGGGAUUUCAUUGUAAUUUACUCCGAUACUAAGUGUGGUAAAUAUAUGAUCAGAGGCGUCAAGGUUCCAAGACAAGAAUCGAAGGCAGAAACCAAGAUGCCUAUGAUCAAAGUCCAGAAGACAUUGCACGCCUCCUCUAUAAAGCCACCACCACCUUCCUCUUCCACUCAUGGUGAUGAUGCCUCCUCUCUCCUCGAAGCUGUCACGCUCUCUCUCCCUAGCUCAUCCUGUGCAUGAUGUUGGGCGUUCAACUUGAAAUCUUCUUCUGGAUAAAUAAUGUAUCUAGUUUUGGAUAUAUAUUAUUCAUCUUCUCUGAAGGGUGAUGAUUAGAAGGGUGAAGAAAAAUGAAAUGUGGGUAUUUAGAAGGGUUAGAAAAGAAAAGAAAAAAAAGAAAAGGGAAUUGUGUUGUUGUAAGGAUCUUGAAGAGAGCCUAUGUAUUUUUGUAUCCUCUUUUUCAAAAAAAUUGUUGUUAUCAAUCAAUUGUUAGUAUUGUUAUUCCUAUUUUGAGUGAAUUUUGAGGGGAUAUAUGUAAGUUAUGGAUCUUGGAAAUUGUCAUUCUCGAAAAAUGAUCGCCGUGUUUAUGGACUUUGGAUCUCAAAUGUUGACCAGGUGAGAUGAAAGAGGUGGUUGGAUUUUAGUGAGAAAGCGGGAAGAGACAAAGAUG
This is a messenger RNA of Amborella trichopoda, 4356 nucleotides long. It is a transcript of the gene ABI3, whose product is annotated as AP2/B3-like transcriptional factor family protein. Lineage: Eukaryota; Viridiplantae; Streptophyta; Magnoliopsida; Amborellales; Amborellaceae. Gene Ontology annotation, molecular function: DNA-binding transcription factor activity; DNA binding. The record is from RefSeq and is a predicted model, not a curated record.